AGGCAUAGCACCAGUACUCCCGGAAAGCCUCUGCCAUGAACACUAAAGUCGUCCUCCUCCUGGCGGUGGUGGCCCUCGCAGCCGCCGACAAGCGCCCACGCCCUACCUACGGCGCUCCCCCUCCGCCUCCACCACCCCCUCCUUCCUACAGCGCCCCUGAGCCCCCACGCCCUGUCUACUCCGCCCCGGAAUCGUCCGAGGAGGUAGAGGACCCCCCUAAAUACGCCUUCAACUGGGAAGUGGAGGACCACUACUCCGGCAACGACUUCGACCACCAGGAGGAGCGCGAAUACGACAACACCAAGGGAUCCUACUCCGUGCAGCUCCCUGACGGCCGCCUGCAGAAGGUGACCUACUACGUGGACGGUGACUCAGGCUACAUCGCUGAGGUCACCUACGAGGGCGAGGCUCAGUACCCGGAGUCUGAGGAGUCAAGGGAGUCCUACGGUCCCCCCCAGCCCACCUACAGCGCCCCUGAGUCCGAGGAGUCCGAGGAGGCACCAGUCUAUGCUCCUCCUCCUCGCCCAUCCUAUGCUCCUCCCCAGCCCAGCUACGCACCGCCAAGGAGGACCUACGGCACGCCCCAGUAAGUCCUGUGAGAGUGUGAAGGAGCUUUCCUCUCCCUGAUGCAAGACAGACAUACAUACAGACAGACCCAAGCUUAUCUGAACCCUGAUUUGAGUUCGUUGUAAAAAGGUUGUCUUUCACUCUUGCCUUUUCGCUUUUCUCUCGCUUUUAUCUUUUUUUUAUCUUUGCCUUGUCUAGUACGUUGUAAGGAUGCCGUUCAAUUCCUUUCGUCUCCGUUUUUUUUCUUUUCUUUAUCUAGUUUUACCACUUUUGCUUUCGUUUCCCUGUGAGAAUCUUUUGUUCACUUUCCCUUUCUUCGUUACCUCACUCUCCUCCUCUUCACUCGUUGCUUUAUCUGGUUCAGCCACUUCCCUUGUUCUCAUUGUCUUCCUCGCAACGGUUCUUUAGUUUUCAUUUUCCGAGACUCCUUUUUUGGAUAUCCCGCUCUAUUUUUUCUUUUUUCCCUCUUGUAGCCCAUCAUUGUAUAUACCAUUUGUGCAAAGUGAUAUAUGUAUGCUUAUGUAUUUAUGUAUGCACACAGAGCCCUUAUUUAUUAAAGUCUACGCAUUACAA
Scylla paramamosain (green mud crab) is the source of this 1140-nucleotide messenger RNA. RefSeq lists its product as uncharacterized. The transcript is spliced from 3 exons. NCBI's taxonomy places the organism in Eukaryota, Metazoa, Arthropoda, Malacostraca, Decapoda, Portunidae. The record is from RefSeq and is a predicted model, not a curated record. Gene Ontology annotation, cellular component: extracellular matrix. The coding region runs from base 36 to 590 and encodes 184 amino acids.